This is a messenger RNA of Ostertagia ostertagi, 567 nucleotides long. NCBI's taxonomy places the organism in Eukaryota, Metazoa, Nematoda, Chromadorea, Rhabditida, Trichostrongylidae. The record is from the annotation of a GenBank genome assembly.
AUGGAAUCAAAAGAAUUUUACUUGGGUUCACCGCUAAAUAUGCGCCUUAAAGAGCUUUCGCUUUCUCCAGCUCGAGUAAGACGUGCAGAUAGUCCUGUGGAGAAGGACGAGUCUGACACACUCACUCUGACGUCUGAUGAAGCAGUUUUCCUCCAAGCAUCAUGGCACAGGGCGAUAGCGACGACUGAUGUUGGAGCUGAACUGGUAAUUCGACUUCUUAACGACAAACGAUCAUUGUUCAAGUCGUUACUCGAGAGUCAUACUGGCCACAUCGAUGUCAAGAAGUUCACUGUUGAUGUUGUCAACCGUGAUCUCAAAAGGGCAAAAGAAGUUGGACAAGGAGUUGUGCGGUUCUUCACUAAGGCUCUGGAAUGCUUGGCUGAGCCAGACGCGUCGGAGAAGAUUCGCCAAAUGAGUUUCGAUCUCGGCGUUCUUCACUAUCGAAUGCGUGUAUGGUUUCAGGCUGAAAAUUGGCUAUGUGUCAAGAACAGCCUGCUCGCAGUUAUUCUGGAUAUUAACCCUAUCAAAGGUUACUUUACGCUUGUUCUAUCAAUCAAAUUAAACUGA